Lagopus muta (rock ptarmigan) is the source of this 1600-nucleotide messenger RNA. RefSeq names its product tropomyosin alpha-3 chain. Gene Ontology annotation, cellular component: actin filament. The transcript is spliced from 8 exons. Gene Ontology annotation, molecular function: actin filament binding. NCBI's taxonomy places the organism in Eukaryota, Metazoa, Chordata, Aves, Galliformes, Phasianidae. Gene Ontology annotation, biological process: muscle contraction; actin filament organization. The coding region runs from base 48 to 791 and encodes 247 amino acids. The record is from RefSeq and is a predicted model, not a curated record.
CCGGUAUUUCAGGGCGGGGCGGGCGCGGCGCGGAGCGGAGGGGGAUCAUGGCGGGGGCCACCACCAUCGAGGCGGUGAAGCGUAAGAUUCAGGUGCUGCAGCAGCAGGCGGACGAUGCCGAGGAGCGGGCGGACCGCCUGCAGCGGGAGGUGGAGGCCGAGCGCCGGAACCGAGAGCAGGCUGAGGCAGAGGUGGCAUCCCUGAACCGCCGCAUCCAGCUGGUGGAGGAGGAGCUGGACCGGGCCCAGGAGCGCCUCGCCACCGCUCUGCAGAAGCUGGAGGAGGCUGAGAAGGCCGCAGAUGAAAGCGAAAGAGGCAUGAAAGUCAUUGAAAACAGAGCUCUGAAAGAUGAGGAGAAGAUGGAGCUGCAGGAGAUCCAGCUGAAGGAAGCCAAGCACAUUGCAGAGGAGGCGGACAGGAAGUAUGAGGAGGUUGCUCGGAAGCUGGUGAUCAUAGAAGGAGACCUGGAGCGUACUGAGGAGAGAGCUGAGCUCGCAGAGUCUCGUGUCCGGGAGCUGCAGGAGCAGAUCAGAGUGAUGGACCAGAACUUGAAGUGUCUGUCUGUUGCCGAAGAAAAGUACUCCCAAAAAGAGGAUAAAUACGAGGAAGAGAUCAAGAUCCUGACCGAUAAACUCAAAGAGGCGGAGACCCGUGCUGAGUUUGCUGAGCGCUCUGUAGCCAAGCUGGAGAAGACCAUCGAUGAUUUGGAAGAGCGCCUGUACAGCCAGCUCGAGAAAAACCGCCUGCUCUCUAACGAGCUGAAGCUAACGCUGCAUGAUCUGUGUGACUGAGAAGGGGCCACUAAUGCCAUUAAGCGAGCUAAUGGCGACCACCAGUGCUGUGGACCACACUGAGAUCUGAGCACUCUUAAGCCUGGCAGACUUGCAAAUUCUAUGCAACCGCUGCUGUUGAACGGGGCAGUUGAAUUUCUUCUCUAACUUAUUUUAAGAGCUUUUUAAAAAAUGAUGAUUAUUAUUAUACAAGUAACCUGUAUUCUCGGUGGAAAACCUCUCAGCCUUGGCUGAUCUUUCAGCAGCCCUGUUCACUUGCACAGGGGGCUGCCUGGCUCCUCCAGGGAACCAGAACGGCUGCACCCACCCAGAGAAGGGUGGUGUGAAGUCAGGCUCGUGCCUGCUGGAAGAUGCCUGUCGUGGGCUAGAACGUAAUUACUGUUAGCUGACUGACUGUAGGAUUUCCUGCUGCAUGGAAUGAUGGCUCCUAACAAUAAAUGACUGACCUCGCUGUCUGUGAGAUGCCGCACACCUGUAGUGCUUUCCUGUGUAGCCGAGUCGACCUCAGAGGUCUGGGGGAAGCAGUGGUGCCUGGGGCCUCACCUCAGAGCAGCUGUGGAGUCCCAGGACGGGUUGGGGAAGCUUGCGGGUGUUUUGAGAGCAAGUCUCUGAACCUACAAUGUGAAGCUGUGUCUUGAGCGCCCGCAGGGAGCCCUGAAAUGCUGCAGUAGUUAGUGCUGUAGGAGAGAUGCUGCUUGCUGCGUGUGCCGUGUGCUGUCUCUGACCCUGGGGUGGCUGCAGCCCCUCCCUGCCCCUCUGGGAGGUGGAGAGCAGCUCUGAGCACCCGCCUGUUCCUAAAGGCCGUCUUC